AAUUGGCUUCAUUUUUAUUUUAAUUCAACUAAUAGAUAUGGAUUCUUUAAAUGAAGAUUGCUUGAUUCAAAUUUUACGAUAUUUAUCAUUGAAAGAACAAAUAGCACUUUUACUCUCUAAUAAAAGUUUAAUUGAUAUUAUUGGGAGUAUGUGGAAAACAAAAUAUAAAAGGCAAUUACGUUUAAAGUUACCACCUGAAAUGCCACUCGAAUUCCAUGAGCUUAAACAAUUUAUAUGCGUCGUGCAUCAACAUGUAGAAAAUCUACAACUCGAACUUGACUCCAAAGAUAUGAUUAGUCUGCUAAAUGGAUAUAAAUUUAUCAAAACAAACAACCUCUGUAUAACUGUGACAGGUUCAGAGAUGUUGGAACACGAAUUUGUAACUAUCUUAUAUGAUACUUUCCCAAACCUAAGACAUCUGCGACCAAAUGGAAAAUUUACAGGUGCAGGCUUUGUAUUGUGGAAACACUUGGAACAACUAACACUUAGUUCCUGUUAUACAUUUCAAUUUAACUACUUAGAGCGGAUACUGCAAGAAUUGCCAUUACAUACAUUAGUCUUGAAAAGUUUUAAAAUGAAGGAUCCACACCUAGCAGAGGAUUCUCUGCAAUGUUGUACUCUAAGCCAUUUGGUUGUUAAUUCUUAUGAGUUGGCUUAUUUUACGCCACAAUUAAAGAAUUUGCAUUAUUUGAAGGAGUUAAAUAUAACUGAUUUAUACUCGACAGCCAAUUUGGAUUCACUCCACAAUAAGCUCGGAGAGCUGCACAACACACGGCACAUUGAGGGGAUAUAUUCACGUGACAUUACAGCAAUAUUUCCAAAAAUUAUUAACUUUCAGAUGCAUACCCAUUUGAGGCAAUUAGUUUUGGCCUUCGAUCCUUUGGCAUUUUCCGAUAUGCUUGUUUACAUCUCUUUAUUACCUACGUUACGUGUGUUGCACUUUCAUGCAUGCUAUGUACGUAGCGAGUUGGAAUUUGAAAAAUUGUUUUUGCUCUCUGUACAUUUGGAUGAAAUAAGUUUAGAAGAUUGCAUUAUCAGUUACGGUAGUAAUCCGUGUCUAGAUGUCAACGACGUUGUCGUGAACCGUACAAAGGCGCUUAUAUUAAAUUUUUAUGCAAAUAAAUUAGAUUGUGACAACAAAAUGGCUCAGCUGCAAUUGAAAGGUAGUAGCAAUUUGUUUCGACUGGAGUGUGAACAAAAAUUGAUGAAACGUUGUGGAUACUUAGUUUAUGGAUUUAGUUAAUUAAAUAUAUCAUAAAUCAUAGGAAAAUGUGUUUUUAUAUUAAAAAUGAAAUGAAUUUA
Molecule: messenger RNA, 1302 nt
Organism: Bactrocera tryoni
Lineage: Eukaryota; Metazoa; Arthropoda; Insecta; Diptera; Tephritidae
Exons: 2
Coding region: 38-1243 (401 amino acids)
Source: RefSeq, a predicted model, not a curated record